Molecule: messenger RNA, 2860 nt
Organism: Lingula anatina
Lineage: Eukaryota; Metazoa; Brachiopoda; Lingulata; Lingulida; Lingulidae
Product: protein timeless
Biological process (GO): DNA repair; replication fork arrest; DNA replication checkpoint signaling
Cellular component (GO): replication fork protection complex
Molecular function (GO): DNA binding
Source: RefSeq, a predicted model, not a curated record
GAGAAGUUACAAGCAUUUACUAUGGAAUUUGUUGCUAAAGGAAUGGGAACUCUGAUCCAAAAGUUGCAGUUUGAGCUGUUUUCUGCCCAGAAGCAGAAUGGAGAUGAGUCUUACUUCUUGUGGGUGAUCAAGAGGUUUGUGAAACUUGCUGUGCUGGAGCAAGUCAGCUUUGAAAGUGUGAAAACCGUGUUAGCCGUACCCACCUUCAGUCUUGUGACAUUUCUAGCAGUGGCUUCUUGUGAGCAGCUUAUGCUUCUUCAAAGGAAGAACGCUGACGCAUCCCCUCAUGAGAAAAUACUGAAGCUGGCUGUGGCUGCCCUCCAUGACAUGUUGUGGACAGUGGAGUACUUUAUGACUGAGAAGAAGAGAGCCCUUAAACAGCAGGACAAGGAGUAUCUUCUCAAUUUGCAUGCCGAAUUGUCCAGCAUGGAGGACAUUAGACAGAUGUUCCUUCUCCUGAUCCGCUUGUAUCAGCCGCAUCUUCAGAACCUGGAUUACCUGAAGAAACUGAUCAUUACCAACCACAGCUACAUCCUCAUGCUGCAGAAGGCCACGCCUACAGGGAACUUUGACAUGCUGCACCACAUUAAACAAUUUGCCACCGAGGAAGUGAUGCAGCAUUACGGACGCCUUUUGGAGACUUUCACUGAGAACGUUCCUGCAGUGAAUGAGUGUAUCUUCACCAUGAUGCACCACAUUGCUGGACCCUGCGAGAAACCGGAAUCUCUACUUCAGAUAAACAUUUUAAAGACCUUCAGUGAGAUCUCGCAUCAUCAGUAUCCUCUCAAUGAGGAUGCCAGUGACUUGGUGGAGUACAUUCUGAAGAUAUUUGAGCGUCUUGCCGAGAGAGACCCCUAUCAUUGUGCCCAGCAACUUCUGAAAAUGAAGGAAGAUGAGCCAGGUUCUCCAGAGUCUGAGAGUGAUCAGACGGAAUCCCUGGACAGUCACUGGUCAGAUGAAGACGUGGACAUCCUGUUUAUGACCUAUACAGAGCAUGAAAGUGACCCGAACUUGGUCGACAAGAUCGUGGAAGCGCUGGAGGACCAUGGGAUAUCUAAGACAAGAUGCGAGGUUACAAAUCAGUUGACACACCUUGGACUUCUGGCGGACCAGUCCAUGAAUUUGAUUGACGUCAUUGGAGGUGGCAGUUCUGUGGAAACAACAGACAGUGAAAUAUCCACUGAUGAUGCAUCUCUGGUACAAGAUACAGCUGCCAUCUUGAAUCGUUGUGUAAAGAAACUGGAAGGGAAGGGCCACCAGGUACAUCUGGCCUGGCUUCAGAGGGUGCUGCUGGAAGUCUGCUAUAUAAAACUCGGUGGAAAGAAAAUUUAUGGAAAGGUAGAAGAACCAAUCCUGUAUUUUUAUGUUGCACAAGACAAGUCCGUUCCUGUGAUUCCCUUCAGCGGUGCACAGGAAGCCAUUUUACAGGAUAAAGCCUUUCGCUGCCUACUGCUAAGCCUAGGGAUUUAUUUGCCGGAGGAAGGAUGGCAACUGUACCCGAGAAUUCCACACUUUUGGAAUGCUGAAAACCUUUUCUCAAAGGCAAAAAGUCUAGGGACAAUUCCAAAAGGUAUCCUGAAAUUCCAUCCGGAUGACAUCCAGUCUGGAAAAUCAGAUCAAUUAUCUUCGGUGGAGAGCGAACCCAGCAUGUCAACCAGUCUCCAGGGCUACAAAUUAACAGAUGGCUCCACGAAAAGAUCUCAAAGCAACAGCAACAUCAGCAGUGCCCUUUGGAUGGCUUUUGUACAGCAAUGCAAUCUGGAGAGGAGUAAGAUUGGAAUGGGAGGUAUAUCCCGAAAGAUGGAACAAAACAGCACGUCUAGUGACUCCAGUUUGAACAUGCGGGUGGGCCAAGUGGAUUGAGGCGGAUAUUGUGGGGUUGAAUUGACUUGAUAAUGGAGUGCCCUGGGCAUUCCAUUUGCACAACAAUAUAGCACAAAAUUUGUUCUCUCUCACUCUCGAGUUCACUUAUAGAGAUUAAUCGGCCUGAUUCAGGAAUGUUAAUGACUUUGUCUUUAAAAAUCAUGGUAUUGGUUGGUAAAGUUCCCUUGUAGUUAGUUACCUUCUAUUAUUAACAGAUUUGCAUAUGACAUUGUUUUAUAUUUUUGUGAGGAAGACGUGAAUUGUUCUCUGUGAAAACAUAACAUUUAGGAUAUUGUAAAUCAUGACAUUGUAAUGUAAUACACUGCUAUAUAUAGCAGUGUGAUUAUUUAUGAAUGUUGUUUUAAGACAUAACAUUUUGGGGAACUUUUAGUAAAAGAACAAUAUUUGAACCAAAAAUCAUGAUUAUAGGUUAUCUAUUUAAGCACUUGCAUACUACAGUUGCAUACAACAGUGUUAUAUAUUAAAACUGUUAUUACUAAAAGACAACUCCCUUUGUAUGCUGACAUCAUAAUCUCUACAGCACUUGGGUAGACCGUGUAUAAGUACAGAAUAACUUAUUUUUGCUGUCAUUUUCGCACAAAGGAUAACAAAAGUCUAAUUUUUUAUUACUUUGUCAGAGGUAUUGACCUUCUCAUAGGUCCUUAAGGUUGGUGCAUUGAAGUAAUAUCAGAUGUGAAAUAUCACAGGGUAAGUCGUCCCAUUAAUGUUUCCUCAACUGCGUGGGCAUCUGAUAAUUGUCAUUAAUCCAGAUAAGAGCAUGCAGGUUCACUUCUAAGCAUGUUGACAGCAUUUAUUUAUGAAAAAAUUACAGCACUAUCAUAAGAUGAAUUUUAUAUUGGUAAAAAUUGAUUUUCUGCCCUUAUAUGGGAAAAAAAUGACAAAGCUAGCAUUUCUUAUUGUAAAUGGGCAGUUUAUAUUCAGCUGUUUUAUAUUUGGGGAUCGGAAGUAGCAGAAAGUUAAUGAAAAGUAAUUUGUU